GGGGCCGGGAGGGAGCCGAGCCGAGCCGGGCCGAGCGACAGGAGGAGGAGGAGGAGGAGGAGGAGGAGGUGGAGGAGGAGGUGGAGGAAGGGUGCCCGGCCAUGUCGGAGAGCGAGGGCGGCGCGGCAGAUGCUGUUUCCACAUCUACUUACUCAUCACCAGCCAAAAGUUUGGGAGAUCCUGGAAUAACUCCACUGUCUCCAUCACAUAUUGUGAAGGACUCUGAUGCAGAGGAUGCUGUAGAACAGUUAUUUCUCGUUGUUGUGGCUAUUGAUUUUGGCACAACAUCCAGUGGCUACGCCUACAGCUUCACCAAGGAACCAGAAUGUAUUCAUGUAAUGAGACGAUGGGAAGGUGGGGAUCCAGGUGUAUCCAACCAGAAGACACCAACUACUAUCCUCUUAACACCAGAAAGAAAGUUUCAUAGCUUUGGGUAUGCAGCGAGAGAUUUCUACCACGACUUGGAUCCCAAUGAGUCAAAGCACUGGUUGUAUUUCGAGAAGUUUAAGAUGAAGCUACAUACCACAGGUAACCUUACCAUGGAGACAGACCUGACAGCUGCAAAUGGCAAAAAAGUCAAAGCACUUGAGAUAUUUGCUUACGCCCUGCAAUUCUUUAAGGAACAGGCAUUAAAGGAGCUCAGUGACCAAGCAGGCUCUGAUUUUGAAAACACUGAAGUAAGAUGGGUCAUUACAGUGCCUGCUAUUUGGAAGCAGCCUGCAAAGCAGUUUAUGAGACAAGCUGCCUACAAGGCAGGAAUGGCAACUCCUGAAAACCCCGAGCAGCUGAUCAUUGCCCUGGAACCCGAGGCUGCCUCUAUCUACUGCCGAAAGCUUCGCCUUCACCAGAUGAUAGACCUGAGUAGUAGGGCGCCUGUCAAUGGUUAUAGCCCGAGUGACACAAUUGGAACUGGAUUUACACAGGCUAAGGAACACGUCCGUCGUAAUCGACAGAGUCGCACCUUUUUGGUGGAAAAUGUCAUAGGAGAGAUCUGGUCCGAACUGGAGGAAGGAGACCGGUACAUCGUUGUUGACAGUGGAGGAGGAACAGUGGAUAUGACUGUCCAUCAGAUCAGGCUUCCUGAAGGACAUCUUAAGGAGCUAUACAAGGCAACAGGUGGGCCAUAUGGUUCCCUAGGUGUGGACUAUGAAUUUGAAAAGCUCCUGUGUAAAAUAUUUGGAGAAGAUUUUAUUGAGCAAUUUAAAAUCAAGCGUCCUGCUGCCUGGGUAGAUCUGAUGAUAGCAUUCGAGUCCCGUAAACGGGCAGCAGCUCCAGACAGGACCAAUCCACUAAACAUCACCCUGCCUUUCUCCUUCAUUGACUAUUAUAAGAAGUUUCGAGGCCACAGUGUAGAACAUGCCUUGAGGAAAAGCAAUGUGGAUUUUGUGAAGUGGUCUUCCCAGGGAAUGCUGAGGAUGAGCCCAGAUGCAAUGAAUGCGCUCUUCAAACCCACAAUUGACCAGAUUGUUCAACACCUUAGUGAUGUGUUUGAUAAGCCAGAAGUGACCAAUGUCAAGUUUCUGUUCCUGGUGGGUGGCUUCGCUGAAUCCCCCUUACUCCAACAAGCUGUCCAGAGCGCUUUUGGUUCGAGAUGUCGAGUCAUCAUUCCUCAGGAUGUGGGGCUCACUAUCCUCAAAGGAGCCGUCCUCUUCGGUCUAGACCCUGCUGUCAUCAAAGUGCGACGUUCGCCUCUCACCUAUGGUGUGGGUGUGCUGAAUCGGUUUGUGGAAGGGAAGCAUCCACCAGAGAAGCUGCUAGUCAAAGAUGGCACACGCUGGUGCACUGAUGUCUUUGACAAAUUUAUCUCAGCUGACCAAUCCGUAGCCCUUGGAGAAACUGUGACACGCAGUUACACACCUGCCAAGCCUUCUCAGUUAGUAAUAGUGAUCAAUAUCUAUAGCUCAGAACAAGAUAACGUCAGCUUCAUCACUGAAUCUGGAGUGAAAAAGUGUGGCACCCUUCGCCUGGAUCUCACAGGGACUGAUGCUUCCGUGCCAAACAGGCGGGAGAUCAAAACACUUAUGCAGUUUGGGGACACUGAGAUCAAAGCCAUGGCCAUUGAUGUUGCCACCUCGAAAAGUGUCAAAGUCGGUAUCGAUUUCUUAAACUACUAACAGAUCACGUUCCCCACCAUGGCCUGUUUGUGAGACUGAUGGUCCACUAUUCCAUUUUUUGACUUUCAUGUGUCACGUAAUCAUCUUGAAUUUCAGCAGGCUAUAUGAGAACAGCUAGUAAGGUGGGGUAUGUCAUGGUUGUGCCCUUGGAUAACCGAAGGCUGGUUUUUAAAAGACCCUUAAAAAGUUUGGGGAGCAAAAGUUCCAGAGGUAGUAAAAGUUCCUUAGUUGUUCAAGCAUGCUUAAAGAUCUACCUUUAUUCAGUAAAUACUGAUUAUUAUUGCAUCCUGAAGAUUAGUUAAAAAAUAUAAAAUCAUAAUCUCUUUGCCUUGUUCUUGUACUUCUUCCCUUUCCUCCAAAGAAAAAUUUGCUAACCCAUGUGGUUGUUGUAGUGGGUAUGUGUGGGGUAUCUAUUUAAACAGCAUCAUCCUCUGAACAUGGAACAAAUUAGUAGGUUACAGCUUUCUUUUGUUCUUUUGAUUAUGAACUGUACUGUCAAAAAAUUAGUGCUGAAAAUAAGGUUUGUAAAGAAGUGGGAAAUUAACUUCUUCAGUUCUGAGAUCCCACUGAAAAGAAUAUCCUUGGAAAGCCUUAAAUUAUAUUUAGGAAACAUACAUAUUUUAGGAGCCUACUGUUGGUUGCCCCAGUUUGAGAAAAAGAAAGACCUUUCCUGUCAAAGAUCACAGAACUAUCUGUUGGAUUAAAUAGCUAGCAUUACCCUCAUUAUACUUCAGAAAAUUAUUAAGAGCAAAGUUAUUCCCCUUUUUUAUGUCUUACAAACUUUUAUUUACUAGCCUCCACGUGAAAUCACUGAAUCAGAGAAUAGAUGAAGUUGGAAGGGACUCCCAUGUGCUAUCUGGUCCAGCCCCUCUGCUCUAAGCAGGGUCAGCUAGAACAGGAUGCUCUGUCCAGUCAGGGUUUGAAUAUCUCCAAAGAUAGAAAUGCCUAAAAUUCUCUGGGCAACCUGUUCAGUACUUGACAACCCUCACUGUAAAAAAAAAGAUUUUUUUUCUUAUGUUUAAGGGGAAUUUCUUGUGUUUCAGCUUGUGCCUGUUGCUUCUUGUUCCGUCACUGAAAUACCACUGAGAAGUCUGUCUCCAUCUUCUUUACUGUCUUCUGUCAGAUAUUUAUAUGCAUUCCUGAUCCCCCUGCCAAGCCUGCUCUUCUGGAGUCUGCAGUCUCAGCUCUCAGCUUCUCCUCAUACAUCAGACUCCAAUCCCUUAAUCGUCAUCAUGACGCUCUGCCAGACUCAGUACCAUUAUGUCCAUGUCCCUCUUGUACUGAGAGGCAUGGGACUGGAUGCCAGAAGUGGUCUUGAAUAAAGGGGAAUAACCACCUUCGUUGACCUGCUGGCCAUACUUUUCCUCAUGCUGCCCAGCUGUUAGCAUUUUUUGCCACAAGGGUACGUUGCUGGCUCAUGUAGACUUGGUGUCUACCAAGACCCUGAGGUCUUUUUCUGCCUUCAUGCUUCCCAGCCAGUUGGCCCCCAGCAUAUGCUGGUGUAUGGAGUUAUUCCUCCCCAAGUUCAGGACUUUGCACUCCUCCCCGUGAUUACAUUUCUCUUCUAGUUAAUCCCUGUGUUAAUGUUUGGGAGUACGGUUAGAUGAUAGCUGUCCAGGAAGUUUUAAAUGAUUUAAAAGAGAGAAAAUGUCCAGAUAAGGCGUACUAUCAUAUAUUUUGAGUUGGAAGCAUUUUAAUUGAGUGAAUUAAUGUAUUUCUGGGUUGAGUUUAAUGUUCAUUAAAGUGGAAGACAGAGGCUAAGAGAACAAAACUACAAAAAGCAUUAAAUAAAGCAUUUCAUAUAUGGCUAUGACCACGAAACUCUAACACAAGUGAAAUACAAUGAUGGUCAUGGUAGCAUCUUGUUUUCCAGUUAACGACAUUCUGGAAAUAUUUUAAGCAUGUUUACCUGGAAAAUUUCUUCUGUACUGGAACAGGUUUUAUUUUGCAAAGUGCUACAGGUGGAUGAUUUCUGAAACCUAAGAUCUGCAUCUGCCAUGAGCUGACAACUUCAGUUUCAAAUCUAAAUCCACUCCAAACUGGCAGACUGAAACUAACCUGAAUUACCCUAAAAUGCUGACACUUUAAAAGCAUUUAUUCAGAGCUGCCUGAUUACCUGCUGGAAUUCAUUACAUUUUUGAAAUUUUCCAAUCUUAACUGUUAAACUAAAACUUCCUUUUUAAUAAGUUGAGCAUGAGUUACAUAAACUACUGGGUAAUGAAAGCUUUAUCAAUGAUUUCACUAAUUUACAUUCCAAUCCUGCACUUAAGCUUUCUGUGUUUAUCCUGAAGUUUUGCCACAGUCCAGAGCUGCAGAACUGGUCCACUGCAUUUUGUCGUUGAGUUUUCUGUGUCUGCUGCAGAAUUCCCUAGUAGAAUGUGAAAUCUGUUCUGCAUUCAGCUUUAAAAAAAAAUAAAUAAAUAAAAAAGGAAAGAAAAAAAGAUGGGACUAUGGAGAAUGCUACUCACAGUAUCCGGCUGGAUACUUUUCUAUAAUUACAAAGUGUGCUUUCUAGCAUUCAGUCUCCUGCUGCCUGCUAAAUGCUUUAAAAGCUAAAUACUGGGAUUUUUUGUGUGUUGCUUUCCAUGGUUUACAAACAAGAGAAACUUUAAGAUGAGUUAUGAACAAUAUAAUUUUAUGUAUAUACAAUAUUUAAAUAUUGUACAGACUCUUUCUUUCUACAGUGCUAUUUUCUUGUAUAAAAAUGCUCUUUGCCUCUGUUGAUUUCAUUCAGCUGUUAAUUUUAAAUAACAUAGUUUCUCAAUCAGCUUCCAUAAUUAUAGGCUUUUAAAGAUGGUAAGAUAUGAAAUGUAAAAGGCUGAUCUCAUAAUAAUAGGAAAGAAAUGUUGGUGUGUCACAGAAUACAACAUUCUUCCUGCAAUGCAAGUCAUACCAGUUAAGUAUAUUACACAGAUGCACUUGUAUUUUGCUGGGAUUUUCAUUUCUUUGUUUCAGAUGGUGACCAUUCCAGCAGUUCAUCAUAAUAAUGGAUGAAUCCUCCUGUAAAACCAUGUUAAAUUUAGCUUGUAUGAUCUGGAUAUACAGCUUCUUCUCUAGGUUUUGGAGUUUUAUUAAGGAUCUACUCUAAUUUCUAAAAAAAAGUACUUUCUAGAGCCAAGUAAAAGUGAUUUAUAGUAGAUGCGGGUAAGCCUAUCUAUUGUCUACCACUACAACCUACCAAACACAAAACUCUUAAGUAAAAGAAGACUUCAGUGUCUUUGCAUCCUGUGUUAAACUGAAUGGGUCCAAUUCUACAAGAAUUUGUUUCCGUUGGCCUUAGGUUAAUGCAGAAUUUGGUUUAGGAAAGUGCUGCAACCACAAACAGGAGGUGAACUGCAAGAUUCUGUGAUCCAUGGGUUUUGUGCUAUUUUCAGCCUGUCCGCAGGGAAUGCUAACAAUAGUUUCUGCAGCUCUUCUAAAGUGUAGCUAGUUCCCCGCACAGUAGCGAUUCUUUGCCCUUUUUUGUUCACCUUUUGUAAGAUUCCGUCUGGAUCCAAACAGGGGUUUGUUGCUAAAAUUGUUCUGCUGUAACUGUAAAAUAUUGAAGAGAUUGCAUAUUUUUGCACUUCCCUGUUUAGUCUGAUGAGAGCACUAUCAAGCUUAUCCUUGCAAAGCACUGAACUACCAAGCAAAUUCCCAACUGUCCUCGUUGCCCUCUUUAAACCUGAGAAUGGAAAAUUAGCUUGUCUAAGGAAUUAGAAUUGUAAGUAGAGCGUUAUGCUGUGGUCUGUAGUCUAUAACCCAGUUAAAAAAAAAAAAAUUUACAUUGUAAGUGGCAAAUGGAUGCCCGUUUUGAUAGAGAAUGUUAGGCUGUAAAAUUAAUAAGAAAUUUAUUAGGAAAUGGGUCAUUUUUAGAACAGUAGUUCUGAUACUUUUGCAGGAAAUUUCCUGCUGAGAAUUUUUUUGGUAGGGAUUUCAGAUGACAUUGUGCAACUUAGCAUUGAGAGACAAGGCCUGCUACCCUUAGGCAAAGCAGAAAGCCCCGACUGAAGUUUUGCUCUAAGCAUGAACUUGCAAGUUUGGGUCAAAGUUGCUUAACUCUAGGCUGAAAGUUAGCAACUAAUUGUGAUAGAAUGAUUAAUUGUGCUAGAAUAUGAUACAUGUGCAGUGAUGGUUAGGACAGUUAACAUUGGUAUAUUCUUACCAAUGAAUAUAUACAGGAGUUUUAAUGCAUUAUUAUGAGAAGGCUAAUUAUGUAUUGCAGAGAUUUAAUCGCCAAGAUAACCUGCAUAUUUAUAAUAUGAAGUGGCUUAAGCGGAUGAAUAGUAUAAAAGUUGUUGGGCAUAAUGUCACAGUACUCACCUGCUUGAAAUAGUCUUAAAACUAUAUUAUAAAACCAACCAUUGUGGUCUUGUUCACCUCUGUGCAAGAUAAAUUCAGAUUUCACUGAUGUUUGGAGCUGUUCACAACUUGUCUGGAUUGUAUCUUGAGUGUUCUUGUGUCUUCAACCAUGUCAAAUAAAAUACAGUAAAACUAA
Anas platyrhynchos (mallard) is the source of this 6591-nucleotide messenger RNA. RefSeq names its product heat shock protein family A (Hsp70) member 12A (gene HSPA12A). NCBI's taxonomy places the organism in Eukaryota, Metazoa, Chordata, Aves, Anseriformes, Anatidae. The record is from RefSeq and is a predicted model, not a curated record.